Molecule: messenger RNA, 1602 nt
Organism: Cryptomeria japonica (Japanese cedar)
Lineage: Eukaryota; Viridiplantae; Streptophyta; Pinopsida; Cupressales; Cupressaceae
Product: protein WUSCHEL
Exons: 3
Coding region: 421-1338 (305 amino acids)
Biological process (GO): plant organ development
Molecular function (GO): DNA binding; DNA-binding transcription factor activity
Source: RefSeq, a predicted model, not a curated record
UCUUUUAUAGCUUGAAAAAGUAGCUUCAAACCUCUUUUAGUUUUCCUCAAAGUUUGCCACCCCUGCAAUCUUGCUCAUUGCCCAAGGUAAGUCUUCUUUUGCUUUUGGCUGAUGAACUUCAGUCUCAAGGUUUUGUCUGUUGCAUUCCCCUGCCCAUCUGUCUCAUGAAUAUAGCCUUUGUCAGGGUUGGAAGGGCACAGAUACCCAUGGAGUCUUAAAUUACUGAAUUAUUUGCUUCUGAUCUGUGUGCCUCUGACUUCUUCUUCUUCUCAGCCUCCACCCUUCUUUGCUCAUAUCUAUAAUUAAGAAGAAAGAAAGGAAAGGGCCAAGCAGAGGGAUCUUAGAAGAAAGCAAGUGCUAGAAGUAGUCUAAGCUGCUGUUUCCUUACCAGCAACAAGAAGUCUGUGUCAAGCUGGUUUCAUGGGAGGAAUGGAAAGGUCAACAAAGAAGAAAACUAACAUGGGUCAUCUUGGAAUGGCACAUCAUAUAGUCCACCAGAAGAUUUCCAAUGAAAAUGACAGUCAUCAUUGCCAAACUUCUCAUGAGGUAGAAGAUCAUGGAAAUGAUGUCAUGAACAUGAUAACACCCCAAUCCUCAAGUGGGUCAAGAUGGAAUCCAACAGCAGACCAAGUCACAAUACUGAAAGAGCUAUACAGAUCAGGGAUGAGGACUCCUACUGCUGAGCAAAUACAGCAGAUCUCCUCACAACUCAGGCGCUAUGGAAAGAUAGAAGGGAAAAAUGUCUUCUACUGGUUUCAGAAUCACAAAGCUAGAGAAAGACAGAAAAGAAGGCGCUGUAAUAAUAACCUGCUUCAAAAGCCUGCAAUCGAUUCAGACACCUGGAUACCAGAAGAUGAUGAUCCUUCCCCUCAAUUGUAUGGAACUACAUCAUGCAGGGAAUCUCAUAACAGCAGGCCUCUCUAUGCAAAGGAAGUGGAGACUUCCCAGGGUUACAGAGAUGGUAUAAGCAAAUGGGUACAAGGAUUUGGUCAAGGAUUACAGUAUAAUCCUAUUAUGAACACUACCAACAAAACAGGGAGAAUUGAUGAGAAUAGAAGAAGUAUUCUGUUUGGAUCAAGUGGGUCUGAUUUGAAUAGCACAGGAACCUUCUCAAAACAAAGAGGGUUCAUCAUAGAAGAAAAAGAAAGUGAUAGUGGUGGAUAUGAGCCAGAGACUCUGCAACUUUUCCCUUUGCAGUAUGAAGGAAAAUGCCAUGACAAGCCAGCCCAACAAUACUGCAAUAAUUGCAACAAUAACUGCAGUUCAUGGUUGCAUGAAGACAAUGAUUAUUGUAGAAUGAAGGAUCCACUAGACCUCUCUCUUAGUUGUUGGGAAUAGCACUUAUGCAUCUCUAGAGAAUAUUUGAGGUGAGCUGCUCUUGAUCUGACAAUCAUGGAGUUGCAUCCUUAAUCAGUCCUGACAUAUGUAAGACUCUAUAAACUACAUCUGGUCACACCAUGAUGACUGUAUACUAUGAAAGAAUAGAUGCUGAUAACCUAUUGCACUUGAUUGUGUGCUGGUGGUUUAGUAUUCUCAAAGCGUGACUUUGUAAUGGUUAUGGGAAAUAUCAUUUCUUCACAAUCUGGGACAUAUUUUGGUCCA